CAAGCUUUAUAGUACGGGGGGGAUGGUGUCGUCAGUUUGUCCCUGCUACGGGGAUGGAUGUGGUGGCAGAGGCCCGCGAGUUCGUGGAACGCCAGAUGCGCAGUCGCUUUGCGAAAGUGCGGGCCAAGACGCAUCGGCUGCAGCAGCCGGCGUUGAAGCCAGUGUGCUGCACGGUUGAGGAGCAGAAAGCGACGGAGACCAGACCCCUGCUUCUGACUAGCAAGUCCAAAGCGACGAAGCGGCCGCCUGUGUCAGCGUUUUCCUUCAAGUGCCGUCCCUCCCGUGCUCCGCGCCUGGACCGCGACGGCUUUGUGCUUAGCUCCUCCUUCGGCUCGCGGUCGCUACCCCCGGGAACCGCGCAAUGCGCGGCCGCGGAGACAGCAGCGCCCAGGUUGGAAAGCCGCAACGCUUGGUCACCUUGGUCCCGGCGCCCCAGCGCGGCACACGUGCCGCGCUUCAGCUUCGGCUCAGUUGGGAGCGACGGCACCGAGGCCUCACUGACCUACAGCAGCUGCCACGGCAGCUGCGUGGGGAGCCGCGUGGCCACCUGGGGAAACAUUGGAUGCACUGGCGUCAUGGAAGCCGAGGACGAGACACGAGAGGAGUCAGAUGCGGGCCAGGUUUGCGCAGUGAAGACCUUGACAUUAUCAUCCAUCCUUCACAAGGAGCCAGAGGUGGAGGUUGCUCGGCGGCUGUCCUGGGAUGAGCAGGCCAAAUGGAGGUCCAGCUUCAAUCGCUUUCGCCAUGACGGGGAGAUACACAAGGAUGACUUGAUCAAUGCCCUGGAGCAUUGCGGCUUCGACGACCGGCGCCCGGAUCUGGUCCAAGAGACGCUGGUCCAGGUGACCUCCUAUGCGGCCCUGGACCGCGAAGAGUUCCUGCGCUUCGUGUGCCUCUACGAGACUCGGCUCCACGAGCUCUACCGCAGCGAGUUCCACAGGUACGCCAGCGAAGGCGUGAUGCGCGUCAGCGGCCUCCCGCAGCUCCUCCAAGAGUUCGGCCUCGAGCCCCGCCGCUAUGUGCUGCAAGAGCUCCUCUCGGAGACGCAGAGCUCCGAGCACCUGGAGUUCCACGACGUGGCGAAGAUCAUGGAGCUCCUGCGCGCCAGGGAAGGCUUCCUGGUGGCGGAGUUGGAGCGGUUCCGCCGGGUCUUCCAAGACUUCGACUCCGACGCCUCCGGGGACAUGUCUGUGAACGAGCUGGGCAGCGCGUUGUGCUGGCUGGGCUUCCCUCACAGCCACGAGAAGAUUGAGGUUCUGUACCAGGAGGGCGACAUAGAUCGAAGUGGAUCCCUCAACGAGUCGGAGUUUGUGGUAGUCCUUCGGCGGAUCCAGGACGGGGAGCUCGGUACCAUCCGCAGCUUUCUGCAGUCCACGGAAAACUGCGAGGUGUCCACGUUGAAGGAGUUGGAGUUGUUGCUGGGGAAGCUGGGCUACUACCAGACCUCCGCUGCGGCCUUGAUGGACGCAAUGCAAGCAGCGGGCAUUGGCACCGACGAGGACAAGCUCUCGGCUGACAUGCACCUCGACUUGGAUGAUAUCUGCACUCUCCUGCAUUACCUGCGUAAUAGGGAAGGCUUCACGGAUGCGCAGAUGGAGGAUUUGCGGCUGGCAUUCCAGAAGGGGAAGCAGGAAGACGCGGAGAAGAUACCGGUGUCCAUCCUGCACAAGGCCCUCCGAUGGCUUGGGCACUGCUACACCUUCGACCGAGCCCAGCAGCUGAUUUAUGAGGUGGACGCAUCUGCAGGAGCCAUGGACUUCACGACGUUUGUCAAGCUGGUCCGCAAGUGCCGGGACUUCGAACGGCGGGCGGCCAUCGGGGCCUUCUAUGCAGCCGACCCCAGGCAUGUGGGCACAUUGGACGAAGCCGGGGCGUGCCUGGCUUUGUCCAAGAUCGGCCUCUUGGAGUUCCAGAAAGGUGAAGAGCAGCAGACGGACUUGGAGCACUUCCUGCUCCAGGUGAUGCGGUGCCAAGAGGAGCGCCUUCAUUGCCUCCGGAAGAACUGCGCCUUCACCCCUGGCCAGCUGGAGGAGCUGAGGUACCACUUCAAGAAGAGCGACAAGGAGGGAAAUGGAGUGCUGAAAAGGUACGACUUGGCGCGCCUGGUGGAGACGCUCUUUCCCGCCCAGGCGCACCUCUGCGAGUUCCGGCCGUUUCUGGUGAAGCUCUUGGAGGGUUUGGAGCCUUUGGACUUCCCAGCCUUCAUCUACCUGUGCCGCAGGAUCCAAGACGAGACUGACAGCCGGCGCUGCGCCUUGUACCAGGAGGUGCUCAAGGACCUCGGCUUCAGCUGCCGCGAGGCCGCGGAGCUCUUGGCCGUCUUCCUGCCUGCGACUGACGAAGGCGCCCGAAGGCUGUCCUGCGACGAGAUGGUCAGCCUUUUCAUCCGCGCGUUUGAAAUGACCGAGUCCGAGUGCCACCUGCUCAGGAACAUCUUCGACACGGAGGUCCCAGAAGCGGAAGGUGGGCAGUUGGCCGACUUCCUUGGCUUCAUGCGGGUCAUGCGCCAGGUGGUCGAUACGCUGGGCAGCUUGCCGCCGCGAUGCGAUCACCGACCUGCGGACCUUCAAGCUUUGACGUCUGAGCCCCUCAAACACCCAAGCCAAGGCACUAAAGAGAUCAGAAUCUGGGGCUGGGCAAGAGGGCGAUUCCCAUUGGGCAAGUGCAGUUGAUUUGAAGGGUGAUUUGUGAAAUGCCAUGCGCGUUGGAAUCCUUCCAAGAAGGCUCCCAAUGAGCCCCUGCCAAGCAAGGAUUGUGGCAGGGGGGUUCGGCUGAAGUUGAUUUGAUUUUCGGCAGGGCGACAGCCGUUCGGGAGUUUGAGCCCAUAUCAUCCGACAUUCGGAAAGUUCUGUACAAGUACUGGUCGACGACCAUGUGCUGAAUGUGUUUGGCACUUGACCUGCCUGUGGUUUGACGCUUAGCGCACGUGCCUGUUCCAAGCCGCACUCCACAGAGAUGGCUGUGACGGCAAAGGUGGAACGCGGUGCGGAGCUACGUGCGCUCAGGCGAAAGAGAGAGAGAGGGAAGCGAAAGGGGA
Messenger RNA from Effrenium voratum, 3037 nucleotides. The record is from the annotation of a GenBank genome assembly. Lineage: Eukaryota; Dinophyceae; Suessiales; Symbiodiniaceae.